Messenger RNA from Linum trigynum, 447 nucleotides. The record is from the annotation of a GenBank genome assembly. Lineage: Eukaryota; Viridiplantae; Streptophyta; Magnoliopsida; Malpighiales; Linaceae.
AUGAAGAGGCAGAGGAGUCAUGGGGAGAAGACUACUACUUCUGCUGAUCAUGCUGCUGCUGCGACUGCGACAGGGAAAUCGACGAGGAAGAUGAUGAGAAGCAAGGUGGUCGGACCAGAUCCUGACCAUCAUAACAAAGACGGAGGAGUGGCCACCGGUAGUAGUAUUAAUACAGCUACAGCUACAGCUACAGCUACAUUGGGUAUUUGUGCUGCUGCGGCGGCGGCUGCGGCGGUGGAGAGGGAGUACUACAUGUGCAAUGGAGGUGAAGCUGAUCAUCAUCAAGGCGGGGUGCUUAAUUACGAGCAAAUGUGGUGGAGCUCCAUCUGGCUCCCCAGCUUCGACGUGGACAACUACAUGGUUGCUGCUGAUGCGGAGGAUGAAACUGGUGGUGGUGGUGUGGUUUGGGAUAUUGACGAUAUCUGGAAUUUGAAGAGCAUCAAAUAG